Toxoplasma gondii ME49 is the source of this 1993-nucleotide messenger RNA. RefSeq names its product Adenosine/AMP deaminase domain-containing protein. The record is from RefSeq and is a predicted model, not a curated record. Gene Ontology annotation, molecular function: adenosine deaminase activity. The transcript is spliced from 8 exons. Gene Ontology annotation, biological process: inosine biosynthetic process; adenosine catabolic process. Lineage: Eukaryota; Apicomplexa; Conoidasida; Eucoccidiorida; Sarcocystidae. Bases 271 to 1371 code for a protein of 366 amino acids.
CGCGUGGAAAUUUAAUUGAGAAGCAGACAUGAACAGCUUUUCCCGAGGAGGUAGACUGGAAGUAAACGACGAAUAUCGACGGUAGUCUACGCGAAAAGUCUUUUUCCCUUUCAAGUCGGGUUCUUCGCGUAGUGUCACCUACAGGACGGAAAAGCGAGCAAACAUCUGCAGGAGGCCGGGGAGUCCCUCAAGGUCGUCGACUGCGCUUGAUGUGCCACAGCGGAUUCCAGGAAUUCAUUCUUCACUGUUCAUAUACCCGAGGCGUCCACUAUGUCUCCAUCCGCCACUCUACCGUCGUUUGAGGAAAUUGCUUCUCUUCCUAAGAUCGAGCUGCAUGCCCACCUCUUCGGAUCCAUCCGCGUGCCCGUUCUGGAAGAGAUACGACAGAGGGCAGCCGAGGAGCAUAAGCAAACGACGGAGAGUUGCUACGGGGCGAAUGCAGAUGAGGCAGCUGCGAAUGUCGCUCGGAUCGAGGGAAAGUGCAUCGACAUAGGGGACGCGUUCGCAUAUUUUUCGGCCGUCUACGAAAUUGUACGGCGAAAGGAUGACAUCGUUUACGCGCUUCGGAGGGUCCUUGAAGAUUUCAGUCAAGAUAACGUCGUCUACCUAGAACUGCGGACAACCUUGAAAACGAUUCCGGAAGAAGGGAUCGACCCUGACAACUACGUGGCCUUGCUAGUUGAGGAGCUGAAGUCUGCUGAGAAGCAGUACCCGAUGAUCGUACGCCUCAUUCUCUCCUUGAACCGUAGUCGGCUGACAAGCGAAGUCGAGACGCGCGAAGAAACUGUCAAGAUUCUCGAUCUGGUGGCGAAAUAUCCGGAGUGGAUUGUCGGAGUGGAUAUUGCCGGCGAUCCUCGCAAAGGAAACAUCUUGCCUGCCUUGGAAGUGCUCGAAAAAGAGGUGAUGAAUCCAAGUGGCGCGCACCACGGUAAACUCAAGGUCACAGUGCACACGUCGGAAGUGGAAGGUUCGGAGAAGGAGACGAAAGCUGUGUUGAAGCUGGCACCUCACCGUAUCGGUCAUGGGUGCUACCUGGCUGUUGAUCAAAGGGAGUUUCUCCUCAAGGAAAAAAUCUGCGUCGAGAUUUGCCCCUCUUCAAACAUGUGCACACUCAACCUGAGAGAUUUGAAAGACCAUCCUUUUUCGUACUACUACGGCAAGAAAGUGCUCUCCAACGCCGUUUGCAUCUGCACUGAUGACAUUGGUCUCUUUGAUACAUCACUUUCGAAGGAACUUCAUGUUCUUAGCCAGGCGUAUAACCUUUCUCUAUCCGAUGUUAUGGACCUUCAGCGGUCUGCGUUGGCGGCUGCUUUCUGUCGCGAUGAAGACAAAGCCAAAAUCGAGGAGAAAUUCUUCCGUCCGCACAUUUGAUCCGUGUCGUCCUGAUUGUCAAAUAGAAUUCAAACCUCACAUUCUAAACGACUCUCCUCACGAUGCGUCGUGGUCUCGUCGGAAGCAUCACGCUUGCUCUACUUUGUGAAACUGUAGGAGAGCUUCGCUUGGCUGAAGUGCAGUGACAACCGAGAUCCAGUUUUUUUUCUCUCCAUAGAACGGACAGCAUUCUCAUUCUCAAGCUGUUUCUUGUCUGUCCUCAGGUUUGGUACCUUUUAAUGUAGCUGUCGAGCUGAUGCACUAGUCGCAGCAUCUAGCGGUGCUGCAUGUCGCUGUCAGUACUGAGGCGUAUUUCGUGUCGCGUGGGACUAUAUGCUACGAGUUAGAUUACUGGCUCCAACCAUGAAUGUCCAUCCAAGUUCUACUGCGUUAGCAUAGCAGAGUUAAGAUGACAAUUAUUGUGGAAAUAGAAUCACUUGAACACCAUGUGUUAAUGCGAUUGAUAACAGUAACCGAUUUAUUAGGCAUAGAACAACCUCGAUACGGAAUGACCUUGAUGUAGAAUUUUGGAAUCCAGCUAUUUCAGAGAUUCUUUUGCUGACAAAGAUUUGGUCGUCUUUAUUUCCUUGCGAUGUUGCAAACAAAUUCCUCAAAAGGCUGG